This is a messenger RNA of Venturia canescens, 1871 nucleotides long. RefSeq lists its product as uncharacterized. Lineage: Eukaryota; Metazoa; Arthropoda; Insecta; Hymenoptera; Ichneumonidae. Bases 31 to 1827 code for a protein of 598 amino acids. The record is from RefSeq and is a predicted model, not a curated record. The transcript is spliced from 8 exons. Gene Ontology annotation, molecular function: protein binding.
ACGCACGCCACUACAAUAACAGAAGAAGCCAUGUUUUAUCGGGUGUCACGUAUUAUUUUGUGUCUCUCUAUUAUUUUCAAUAUUUCGUGUAGCAACAUCGUCGAAACUCUUCUAAACAAAGAAAAUGACAAACUGGGGGACACCGCAGCGAUGCAAAUGUGCAUUGACAGUUUCGAUAUUUAUAAGAAUAAAAUCAUAAGGACACAGGAUUCACAGGGCUUGGGAGCCAAGUAUCUGAACGAGGUUGAUCUCGGUUCGAGGGAAGAUUGUUUACGACUGUGCUGUGAAACUGAUGAGUGCGAUGUUUUUAUUUUUGAAGAAAAGAAACCAGGAAGUUGCUAUCUCUUCCAUUGUGGAAGACCGCAUGACUUCAAAUGUAAAUUCACCAGUCAUGCUAACUACAGCAGUGCUGUACUCAUGAAUAUCAAUUAUCGUGGUACAGCUCAAUUGGAAGAACAAAUUAGAAGAACACAGCAAGAGCAUGAGCUGAAGUCACUGAGAAAAUUAUCUGAGCCAGCUCCAUUGGAAUACGCGUAUACGGAAGCUCCCGCAAUUCCAGUCACACAACCACCCAAAAGUAUAGUCCCCACAACCCCUGCGCCAAUUAAAACUGGAUGCAGUAGGAAUCAGUACGAAUGUAGAAGUUCAGGAGAUUGCAUAGCAAUAUACAAUGUGUGUGAUGGAAUUCCGCAAUGUGGCGACGGCUCGGACGAGGCUUCGGAUCUUGGUUGUCCAACGGAGAAACCAACCUUGCCGUCAGCCCCGAUAAUCCACGAAGCUCUAAUUCCCCACAAUCCACAAAUUCUCAACAAAUAUCCACCGAAUCUGCCUCAUCGAAAAAAUUAUCCACCCAUUUACACCAACGAACGUGACAAUCCUCCGAAAUUAUGGCAAGCCUCAAAUUUACCACACCAAAUAGAUCCCCAACAACAAACGAACGUUCAAUAUCCUGGACCCCAAGGGAUCAUGACGAUUCCACAAAUUAAUUAUGGCCCUCAGGGCUACAUCGGUGGAUGGGAUUAUCGACAAAUGUACGAACAAAACAAGGAAAAUUUGAACCUCCCCAAUCAGCCGCAUCCACUGAAUGAGUUGCCACGUUACGAACAAAAUCAGCCCCAUAUUUUCAAGCACAAGAGUCCUGGGGUCGUCGUAGAAAACGCUGGACCCGAGGGGAACACUUACAUUGACACUAAUCGAGCGUACGGCUCUUACUAUCCCUUGCAAAAUCAUGGACCAUGGCGAGAAGGACAACCGCAAAUUCCACUUGUACAGACAGAAGCUGCGGUCACUAUUGCUCCGAAAUCACAAAAAAAUCCGCCCGCAAUCAUCAAAGAAGAACCGAAAACGACCGUUGGACCAGAGCCUUGCAAACCAUCGUCGAAACAAGAGAGCGAUGAAUCGAAGAAAAUCUCAAAGGUCCCGGAGUCAAAAGAGCAAGAAACCGAAAAAGCAAAACCCAUCGAAAAGCCUAAAAAUCAGGAGCACAUUUCGAAACCCGAAAAUCAUGAGCAGGGAUCAAAAACGAUAACAAAAGUGGAGAAGCCACGAGAUCAUGAGAACCGAAAAAAAAUUCACGAGGAACACAAAACCGAAGUGAGGAGUCAUCAUUUCGUGGCUGAACAUCUCCAACAGAAUAAUCAUAAAUUCGAUAAUGACGUACUUCGACCGAAAGGAGCCGUUAUUUCAUUAGCACUGGGAUUGACAGCGACUGCGAUAAUGGCAGCCCUAAUCGCGUGCAGAUUGAGAGUAGUUAGAAAACGCGGGCGUCGCGGACAUGGUCCUUACGCUCACGAUGCCGAUUAUCUAGUCAAUGGAAUGUAUUUAUAAAAAAACCAAGUUUAAAUAAAAUUUAACUGAAUUCGAAACAAAAA